Messenger RNA from Erigeron canadensis, 1150 nucleotides. Its product is annotated as probable methyltransferase PMT7. Gene Ontology annotation, cellular component: cytoplasm; trans-Golgi network; endosome. The transcript has 5 exons. Gene Ontology annotation, molecular function: methyltransferase activity. The record is from RefSeq and is a predicted model, not a curated record. Lineage: Eukaryota; Viridiplantae; Streptophyta; Magnoliopsida; Asterales; Asteraceae. Bases 7 to 1092 code for a protein of 361 amino acids.
GGCAAUAUGAUAACCAAUGAGACAGGUGAUCUUCGUUCGGCUGGUGUAUAUCAAGUUCUUGAUGUUGCUUGUGGAGUUGCUAGCUUUUCUGCAUAUCUUCUUCCCUUAAAUAUACAAACCAUGUCAUUUGCUCCCAAAGAUGGCCAUGAAAAUCAAAUUCAAUUUGCUUUAGAACGCGGAAUUGGGGCUAUGAUAUCCGCUUUAGCUACAAAACAACUACCUUAUCCCAGCCACUCUUUUGAAAUGGUUCACUGUUCAACAUGUCGUGUUGAUUGGCACGAGAAUGAUGGGAUUCUACUAAAAGAAAUAAAUCGACUUCUUCGGCCAAAUGGGUAUUUUAUAUAUUCCGCUCCUCCAGCUUAUAGAAAGGACAAGGAUUAUCCAGUUAUUUGGGAUAAGUUGGUGAACAUAACUUCUAGAAUGUGCUGGAAGCUUAUUGCUAGGAAAGUUCAGACGGCAAUAUGGAUUAAAGAAGCUGAUCAAGUUUGCCUUCAAGAAAAUGCAGAGCAGAAUUUCAUAGAUAUAUGUGAUUCUGUAGAUGCUGAUGGUAUCAUAAAAGAGAAAUUUCUUUCAGAUACCCUCUAUUGGCAAGAUCAAGUUCGUGAGUAUUGGAGGUUGAUGAAUGUUAAUGAUACAGAAGUCAGAAACAUUAUGGACAUGAAUGCCCAUUAUGGCGGAUUUGCAGUUGCCUUUAGUACCUGGCCUGUGUGGGUAAUGAAUGUAGUCCCUGCUACAAUGAACAACACUUUAACGGCUAUUUAUGAAUGGGGUCUAAUUGGUGCUUUUCAUGACUGGUGUGAGCCAUUCUCAUCGUAUCCACGCACAUAUGAUCUGCUACAUGCGAGGUAUCUAUUUUCUCACUAUGGAAACUAUCAAAAUGGAUGCUUAUUGGAAGAUAUUAUGCUAGAGAUGGACCGUCUUAUACGACCUCAGGGCAUUAUUAUUAUCAGAGACAAUGAAUCCAUUAUAUCAAGAAUAAGAGAUAUAGCCCCGAAGUUCCUAUGGGAGGUUAAUUCAUUUGUACUUGAAGAUCAACAAAAGCAAUCAGAACCGGUACUAAUUUGCAAAAAGAAAUUCUGGGCAAUUGUCUAAUUAUGAUCCAAAAUGCAUAUAGGUGUGUCUUCUGAUCUUCUCAAACUUAAUAUAUAUA